AUGUCUAAAGGCAGCCCUAGCCAUAUCUACAAUCUCGACCAACUAGAUUUCCUCUUGUUUGACAUUUUUCUAGCUUUCACUGAAGCUGUAAUAACCACUUUCCUCUGGAUUUUGCUAUAUUUAGCUCAGUACGACGAAGUCCAAACCAAGAUACGCCAAGAACUCUUUGAAGUAUCGCGAAGUGAACAAGUAAAAAUGGACGACUUUGCCCACUUACCCUACAUCAAAGCAGCCAUUGCUGAAGCCACUAGAAUCAGAAGUUUAACACCAACUGGACUUCCGCACUAUGCGACCGAAACCAUUUGUGUUGAGGGUUUUACGAUUCCCAAAGACGCAAUGAUAAUGCCAUUGUUGUGGGCGAUUCAUAUGGAUCCAGAUGUGUACGAAAACCCGGAGGAGUUUUGUCCUGAGAGGUUCUUGGACGACGAAGGACAAUUUUUCAAGCCGGAUACGUUCGUUCCGUUUCAGAGUGGGAAGAGAAUGUGUCUUGGAGAAGAAAUAGCGCAAACGAUGAUGUCGAUUUUUGUUGCUACUGUCGUGAAGAAUUUUAAAAUCGAACGUCCUGAGUCGUCGGUGCUGGAUUUCACGGGUGUGUGUGGUGCUUUGCUAAUCCCUAAACCCCAGAAGAUAAUAUUUAAAGAAAUAUAA
Zophobas morio is the source of this 648-nucleotide messenger RNA. RefSeq names its product cytochrome P450 2U1-like. The transcript is spliced from 2 exons. NCBI's taxonomy places the organism in Eukaryota, Metazoa, Arthropoda, Insecta, Coleoptera, Tenebrionidae. Gene Ontology annotation, molecular function: oxidoreductase activity, acting on paired donors, with incorporation or reduction of molecular oxygen, reduced flavin or flavoprotein as one donor, and incorporation of one atom of oxygen; heme binding; iron ion binding. The record is from RefSeq and is a predicted model, not a curated record. Bases 1 to 648 code for a protein of 215 amino acids. Gene Ontology annotation, biological process: xenobiotic metabolic process. Gene Ontology annotation, cellular component: intracellular membrane-bounded organelle; cytoplasm.